CCCAUACUGUAACUACUUCAGCAUAUUGAAAAUCAGUACCGAGGAUGUUUUUAAAAUGAAACCAUGUUGCUGACUAUAUGAUUAAGAGAAAUAUUCAUAUUUUAAUUAGCAUAAUAUUAGUUCAGAUGGAUAUGAAUCGUAGACAUAAUGGUGUGAUUGUUCUUUUGAUGUUGGAGAUUUUACUGUUUACAAAAUCGGGAUUAUGCGCAGUUUCAUGUCCAAGCGGUGACGCCAUAGGCACGGUGCGUGACGGUCAGACAUGCGCUGUAUUGGUGGCGGCUAACAACGGCGAGUGUUACGACGCCGCGUUUGAAACGCAGUGCUGUGAUUCCUGUAACGGAGCGGAGACGACAGACACACAGUGCAGGUACGGGGACACAGCUUCCGCUUGUUUGUCUUUGCUCUGUAUAACAUACAAUGACCCAAGUGAAUGUUGUGCAACGUGCAACGUUGCCGGGCCGACAUCACAAACUGAGCCACCGACAACUGUUACGUCACAAGAAACGACUACUACUUCUACUACAACAACAACAACAACACAGACGGUGACGUCAUUAAUGAAUGCUGUGACGCAACAAGAAGCAACAACAUCCUCAGAAGUAACUGAAGAUUCCCCGCGGAAGUUAACAGGUGGAGAGAUCGCGGCUGUGGUGAUAUGCUGUAUUGUUGUGGCAGGCCUUACGCCACUGGCAGUUUUUGGGAUUCGCAAGUGGUUGACCAGAAGAACAAACAGAAUACAAGAUGGUAGCAAACAAAAUAUAGUUGAUGACAAUAUGAAUCAAGAUGAGACACAUCCUCCACCAAACAGCGGAGACACGCCCCUGAAAGUGAACGGAUACUUAAUGCCCGUGAAUACGAAACCUCCCGGCGACACGCAUUUACCAAGGGAGACAACCGUGAUGGGAGGUACCACACGGGGACCAUCUGAACAAUCAGGGUUACCCAACGGGGCACAGUACGAAAACAUUCAGCAUUCGGACCAGAUUCACUGUGUUUCGGAACUAGACAUUGGUGUGUCAAAUGAAGUCAAAAAGAAUCUGUUUAACAUGCCUCUGCCACCGAUAGAUUCGGGGACGACAACUCAUAGUGUGACAGUAUGAAAAUAAUCAUACAUGCAUGUGUAUGACUGAUUCAGUGAUGAAUCUUAUCGGAAAAUUGUCUCAUGGUUUUGGGCUGACUUUACGUCCCAUAUGUUUAUAUUGUUAUUUAUUACAUAUUUAUUUCAUGUAUUUCCUGACAUUAGAAAAUGGCAAAUCUUUUGUAAUUUAAAGGAAAUUGAUAAACAUGUACAUACACUAUUUAAAGAUGACCACAACUGUCUUUGAAUUUCGGUAUUGCUAACCCAACCAGCGUGCCUAUAAUAAUUAUAGGUUUUCACAAUAGAGUACAUGUAUGUAAAAUUCAUCAAAACUAUAAUAUAAUACACCAGCCCAUAGAAUCAAACGUAUAUUUAUAUCCCGGUUUUCGAUGUCGUACCCUAUUAACUAUUAAAUCAGAGUUUCAACACGGAAGCAGUAACUGUAAUAUACAUUCCGUUUUCCGCGGGUCGCACAGAUAAAUACUUAAACCAGUUGAUCGAAUGUGGCUGCAAGUAAGGAUAGGCACCUCGUGGACGUAUCUACCGAGCGUAUUUCAUAGAUUCAUAGAUUCGUCCAUAAGGGUGUUCAUCCGACUAAGACCAUGUGAACUAAAAGUUUAGUUAUUGUUCUUCAAGAGUCAAAUAUCAUGGAUAUAUCAUAUUACAUGAUAGUACUUAUACCGGAAACAAAGCGUAUUUUUGUUUGGCUUUAGUUCACGUGGUCUAAAUCAGAUAAACACCUCGUGGACGAUCGGAUAUAUAUUACAAAGAUACGCCCACUCGUUGUCUAUCCUAUAUAUAAUAACUUAAGUGAUACUCGUAUUUUAAUCAAUAUAACCAGCAUACAUUUUGAUAAACCUUUAACUACUUACUAAAUAAUACAUUUAUGGAAAAUACUAAUUACUGAUAACAAGAUUGUAACCGUGUACUUGAAAGAUGAAAACGCACAUUUUUUUCAAAUGACUGGUGGGUCCUAAAAGAUUAACAGUGAUCAACGAUCGUCUCAUAAAGUAGAAUACUUUGUUUUGUGCACCUUUUUUCAAACUAAUCACGGUAUCCUUCUUAAGAACCAUUGUCUUCGAUAUUUAUUCAUCCUUUUCGCUAAAUUAAAACAAUUGUAUUAAUUGUGGUACUGCUAAUCUGGGAGUAGGAGUGCAUGUUUUACAGGUUCACUUAACACUAACCUUCAAAGAAACAUGGAUAGAAGAACAAUUUUGUUAUAAUUUAUGAAAAUGUAAACUAAAACAUUCUGUAUUUAUUACAGUUUAUGAUGUAAUUAUAUAUCACAUAUCCGUGUUAAGGUAAUGGAAUAUCCCGUAAUAAUACAAGCCCAUUAAUUUCAAAAUUGUAAUAAUAAAGCUGAAUUCUAUUCAAUCAUGUUUUUUAUGUUUUAAACUGCCAACAGAUGUGGGUUUUGUUAUGUAAUACAAAGCAGCACUCAAAUGAAUGUUACUUAAGAUGAUACUGCGUGCCGGGUUACUAUGUGCUACAAAAUAAUAAUAACGUCAAAAAAGUUGGGGGGGGGGGUUAAAAUUAUUCAAUAGUUCAAACGGAAAUUUAACAGGUGUGAAAGAAAAGAAAAUACUGAAUGGAAACAAAAACGUCAGGUGAUAUAUGUUUUAUGUUACUUGUUCAUGGCCAAAGGCUCUUGUGUUGCCGAUAUUGACAA
Molecule: messenger RNA, 2747 nt
Organism: Mya arenaria
Lineage: Eukaryota; Metazoa; Mollusca; Bivalvia; Myida; Myidae
Exons: 5
Coding region: 78-1100 (340 amino acids)
Source: RefSeq, a predicted model, not a curated record